Messenger RNA from Rhineura floridana, 4212 nucleotides. Its product is annotated as N6-adenosine-methyltransferase TMT1A-like. The coding region runs from base 424 to 1164 and encodes 246 amino acids. NCBI's taxonomy places the organism in Eukaryota, Metazoa, Chordata, Lepidosauria, Squamata, Rhineuridae. The transcript has 2 exons. The record is from RefSeq and is a predicted model, not a curated record. Gene Ontology annotation, molecular function: S-adenosylmethionine-dependent methyltransferase activity.
CAGCUCAUAAGGCCUUCUCAAGUCGCCCCCCUCCCCCGUGUGCGUAUGCGACAAAGCAGGGAAAUCUGAGCAGGCUGUAAAAAAUUUUAAAAGCCGCUUUGGGAAGGCAAUUUUCUUCUUCCAGACGGCAGAGAAGAAAGAGUUACGCAGCUUGUCCCGCCCAUCCUUCUUCCCUUCGGGCAGAUUGGUUCUCGUAAAAAACAACAACGCUGAGGAGGGAUCAGGGAAGUCAGCAUAACUUGUAGCCUGAGAAAAGACGGUAAAUCGAGUAAAUACUGUUAGAACUCUCCCACUGCAAGCCCGUUUGGAGGUCUGUACUGGAAGUAAGCGAUGGGCGAAAGAAAUCCAAUCACUUCAUAACUUUUCAAAGACAGGCUGUAUAGCCCCUUUACAGGGGCUAACUUGGCUUCGAAGGGGUCGAAAAUGGCAAAGGCGCUGGUUUUCUUCCUCCGUCUCUGUUUCCAGCUGCUAGCCCUGCCCAUAUACGUGUUGUCGUUAUUGGGCAUAUGGGGGCCUUUCUGCAAGAAGGUAUUCUUUCCCGCCUUCCUGGAGAAGUUCACGGUCAGUUACAAUCGGAAAACGUUACGGCAGAAACAAGAGCUGUUCGGCAACUUGUUGGCGUUUGCAGGCCUCUCGGGGGAACUGAGACUACUGGAGAUAGGCACGGGUACUGGCUCCAACUUCCAGUUUUUCCCGGGAAACUGUAAAGUAAUCUGCACGGAUCCCAAUCCCCACUUUCAGCGGAGUCUAGCCAAAAGCAUAGCCCAGAACCAGCAUCUUCGGUUCGACAACUUCUUAGUGACCCCAGCAGAGGAUUUGCACCAGGUGGCCGAUUCCUCUGUGGAUGUCGUCGUUUCCACUUUGGUCCUCUGCUCAGUGCGAAGCGUGAAAGGGGCUUUGAGCGAAGUCUACAGGGUACUCAAGCCUGGUGGAGCUUUUUAUUUCUUGGAACAUGUGGCUGCAGAUCGUUCAAGCUGGGAAUACUUUUGGCAGCAAGUUUACUUCCCAACAUGGAAACUUCUAUUUGAUGGAUGUUGCUUAACAAGAGAGAUCUGGACCGAUCUUGACAAAGCAAAUUUCUCAGAUGUAAAGCUGCAACGUAUAUAUGUCCCUUUACACUGGACACCCAUUCAGCCACAUAUCAUUGGUUAUGCUGUAAAAUAAUUCUCAAUGUACCAAUGCAGUCCAGUCAUCUGAAUGUUUACUGAGAGGUUCCACUGAGUUAAAAGAGAAUUACUCCCAAGUCAGAUGGCAAGAGUAUGUUCAUUUACUUAGGAGUAACCUCCCUGAAAUCAGUGAAAUUUUAUUUCUGAGUAAAUAUGCUUAGGAUUGCAUUUUUAAAGAUAAUUUUUCAAGAAAGGAGGUUACUUCUUUGAAAGGAAUGUAGUUACAGAAUGAAAUACAGAGCAUGCUGGAAAAAACCUUAGAGCACAUUAAGUCAUAGCUCACUUAAAUCAACUAAAUCAAUUAAAGCAGUACUAACAUCACUUUAAAUAGCUGAUUCACAAGUUAAGAACUGUAAAGGCUUCUGCAUGCUUUUUUAAGCUAUAAAUAUGUAAACAUACCUCUGCAUAGCAUUGCUAACUAGCUCCCCAAAAAGAAAUCAGCCUGGGCAGCUUGUGUGAUUGUAAGAGGUUUGAUCUGCAGAAAUCAGCAGGUAAAGAUUUCCUGACACGGAACUGAACAUUUUCUGAGUGGGGACUAUGGAUCCUCCAAAGAAUUGUCAGUAUUUGCAUCAAACAAUUCCUAGGAUUCUUUGCGGUGGGGCAUGGUGGCAUGGCAGUUUAACUGGUAAGGAGAGGGAUCAUAGCUCAAUGGCAGAGCACGUUUUGUGUGGAGAUCCCAGGUUCAAUCCUUAGCACCUCAUUAGGACCUGAUGGAAGGUGAUGUGAAAAAUUUCUUGUCCAAGAACCUCCAUCAGUGUAGUGAACACUAGAAUAGACAAAAGUCUGAUACUAUAAAAGAUAGCUGCCUAUGUUGAUAUGAAACUGAAGUAUGUUUGUAAUGUAGCUAUUACCAUCUGCAAUGUUUUGCCAAUGAAAUUGCUAGUAAAAGGGGUUUGUAGAGGAGACAGUUCAAAAGCUGGCAACUCUGUUCCUACGGUACUUUUAACAUGCCUGUAGGACUACCAUAUUCUUUAUGUUAAAUAUGCAUUUAAACCAGCAUUUCCCAAAGUGGUCGAUAUUAAACCACCUGGGGUCAAUGAGACUGUGCACAGGAGUAAUAAAGACCUGGGGUGGAAAAGAAGUUUUUGAUGUAUAGUGCAAAAAAACUUUAAUUUGGAACUAUGAGCCUCAGAAAUAAAGGGCAUGUACAUAUACAAAGUGCACCUCUCUUGACAAUGAAAAAGUCUGUAUUCAAUAAGAUUUCCAUAAUACAACAGUAUUCCUGGUGUUUUUACAUUUUAUGAUUUCUAGUAAUGGCGACUGUUAAUAUUUAUUGACUUUAUUUCAUUUGGGGUCAUUGACAACUUUGUAAGCUCAUCAAGGGGUCAAUAAACUCAGAUGCUGAGGAAACACUGAUUUAAAAACUCUACAGACUAAUACUGAAAAUGUUCAACAACUUGAUGAACCAGCCCAUAAGUAUUACGGGCAGUCCAUUCUUAACAGACCUAGCAAGAUGGCCUCCAUCACAGCUUUCAGCACUACUGCAUCUCCACAGCACCCAUUUCCUGACAUGGAGUGUGAUCUAUUCUUCUUGCUGGCCUCUUCCUCUCAGAAGGCCGGGCUGCUAGUUAUCAAAAUAUUAGAAAUACAUUAAAGCUGUAAUCCUAAACACUUAUUUGGAGAUAAGACCCAUUUAUGAUUCUCUCUACCCAGCAAACAUGCCUGGCCUGCUCCUAAGCCUUUAAUAUAACUCUGAGCUGUAAAAAUGAUCAUUACUAUGAUAAAAAGAUGGGCAGAACAAAUGAUUCUGUAUACCCAGUUACUGUUUUGUUAUUUGUUUAUUGAAAAUUUAAAUACAAAAAGUAUUUGCUGCAAAUCAAAGAACUGGUAAAGCAAAAAGGGUUGUUUCAUGCAAGUUAAAUGUGUGUUGCAUGCCGAAGGUCCCAGGUUCAAUCCCUGGCAUCUCUGGGUAGGGUGGGAAAGCCUCCUGUCUGAAACCCUGGAGAGCCACUGUCAGUGUGUCAACAAUGAGCUAGAUGAACCGAUGGUCCAUCUCAGUGUAAGGCAGUCGGAACAGUAGAGGAAGAGAGAGGACUAUUAAAUUACUAAUCCUUGGCCUAGUAUUUCCUAUGGCUAUUGUCCAAGCCAGGCAAUUGUUGAAGAGAACCAGGAAGAUACAAGAGAAACAUCAGGCUGGUCGGUGAGCUCCAGCUACCCUGUACCCUCAAAGAUAUAAAAAAAACACCUGCCCCUGUGUCUCAGCCAGCUGCCAGAUCCAGAAAGGAUGUGUUGCUGGACUACAGCUUCCAUCAUCAGUGGCCAUGCUGGCCAGGACUAGUGGGAUUUGGAAGCCCACAUCAUUCUAGAGAGCCACAGGUUAGCCACUCCUGCCCUAAAUGGCUUAGGACCAAUAUUAUUUAUUAGACUUAUAUCCCAUCCUCCUUCCCAGCAAGAGCUCAGGGCUGCAAACAAAACACUAAAAACAUUCUAAAACAUACUAAAUAUAUUUACAGACACUCUCUACCAGUAUGAAAUUGCCCAUCCACUGAGAUGGGUUAGUGAUGCCAUUCUGUGCAUUCUACCACUUUCUAAUAUAUGGUUAGCAAAAAAGCGUCAAGGGGCCUUUUCUGCUGCAGUGUUUUACCUAUUCAAAAUUUAUACCCCAUCUUUCCUCAGUUGAGCUCAAGGUGGCUAGCAACAAAGUAAACAAGCAACCUUACCUGAGAAAUGUGGUUGUCUCCUAUUUUACUAGUAUUCCACCACUGGCCAAAGAUUCUGUUUCAGCAAGCCUUUUCUCUAUCACUGCAUGAAUUUUAUUGGCACGCUAUGGUUUCAGUGUUAAAUUUGAUGCUUCAGGGCUUUAUCCAGUGCUAAAUCCUACUCCAAGUAGAUCUGCUGAAGGUUAAUAAACCUGACUAACUUACAUUCAUUGAUUUCAGUGAGUCUACUCUGAAUAGGACUUAGUUGAAUACAACCCAUUUAUAUCUUGCUGUAUUGUUUUAUGUUUAAUUUCCUUGGUUUUGUUUUAUUGUUUAUUAUUGAUAUGUGCCACUGAGUGUUUCUCUGACAGUAAAGGGGGACUAGAAAUCCUCAAAUAAAUAUAUAA